This is a messenger RNA of Dovyalis caffra, 1080 nucleotides long. Lineage: Eukaryota; Viridiplantae; Streptophyta; Magnoliopsida; Malpighiales; Salicaceae. The record is from the annotation of a GenBank genome assembly.
AUGAUAGAUGGAGGAAUGGUGCGGUCUCUUACCGGCAUUCUUCAAGUGAUUGAUUUGGACAAUCCCGAUGCGCCUAAGAUUGUUAAUCUUCUAUUGAAGGCUUUGGAAAGCUCGUCAAGGGCUGCCAAUGCUAGAAUGGAUAUCAUGCGUGAAGAAAUGGAAGAAGGUGGUGGGUUACGCAACACCGACCAAAUUGAGAUGACUUUUCAUGUCGAGAACGAGGUCGAUGAUGAUAUGGGUGAUGAGGACGAUGACAUGGGAGAUGCUGACCAUGAUGAUACCGGCUUGGGAGAUGACUAUAAUGAUGAGAUGAUCGACGAAGAAGAUGAUGAUUUUCAUGAGAAUCGUGUUAUAGAGCCAUUUGAAGCGGUGAAUGUGGAUGAUCUUUUCGGUCUUCGCGAGCCUUUGGGUUUUGACCGCCGAUGUCGAGUGGCGGUUCUUCCGUUGAGCGACUCGUCACGAAGUAAAUGGAUUUCAACAUCCUCUUCGUCAAGGCCAUCCCGAUCGUGGGAUCCGGUUUCUAUGUGGUCAUCGGGUGGGCAUUCAUCCGGGGAUUUAGAAGCUUUGUCAUUUGGGAGCUUUGAUGUAGCUCCCUUUAACAUGUUUGAUGCUCCUGUUCUUUCGUAUGAACAUGAUAAUCAACCAUCCGGUGAUCCUCUAUCCAAUGAUGGUCAAGUAGUGGUGGAUGGUGAUAACACCAACGGUCGACAAGCCGAACAUCAGCAAGAAAAUGGCAAUGAAGUUAUCCACUAUCAGCCCAAUCCAACCGUUGAUCCUCGGUCUUCAUUCAAUGGUGCAGGUGAAGGUCUACAGAUGGAUGAGCCUAUGUGGACUUUCCAUUUUCGGAAGAUCACGAGAAUUUUCGCAAUAGAACGAUGUUCUACUAUGCCAUGGGCUUGCCGAUUUUCUAGGAGGAUAGUGAAAUUGGAGACAAAGUUGCAGUUUAAUUCAACAAAUGGUAUUUUCAUACUUCUUGCACCCUUAUCCCUUGUAUACCAUGUUGAUGAGUUGCUCGUCCUUCCUAAUGCCAUUCUUUCCGAAGUCUUAGAAAAGGAUAACUACCCUAUAUCUUCCGAUUAA